Pecten maximus is the source of this 711-nucleotide messenger RNA. Its product is annotated as histone H4. Gene Ontology annotation, molecular function: DNA binding; structural constituent of chromatin; protein heterodimerization activity. The record is from RefSeq and is a predicted model, not a curated record. Gene Ontology annotation, biological process: nucleosome assembly. NCBI's taxonomy places the organism in Eukaryota, Metazoa, Mollusca, Bivalvia, Pectinida, Pectinidae. Bases 95 to 406 code for a protein of 103 amino acids. Gene Ontology annotation, cellular component: nucleosome. The transcript has a single exon.
AACGCACAGGUCUUCUCACACGGCCUAGACUUUGCUAUAAAGACCUGGUCUGUGUGUGCCGAGUCAUUUCAGUCACUGCUCGCAGUCUGUAAACAUGUCUGGAAGAGGUAAAGGAGGAAAGGGACUCGGAAAGGGAGGUGCCAAGAGGCACAGGAAGGUGUUGCGUGAUAACAUCCAGGGUAUCACCAAGCCCGCAAUCCGUCGUCUGGCUCGACGAGGUGGUGUCAAACGUAUCUCUGGACUCAUCUACGAAGAGACCCGUGGUGUCCUUAAGGUUUUCCUUGAGAACGUCAUCAGGGACGCUGUCACAUACACCGAGCACGCCAAGAGGAAGACUGUCACAGCUAUGGAUGUUGUGUACGCUCUGAAGAGGCAAGGACGUACUCUGUACGGAUUUGGCGGUUAAACCCAGAACGAACCCUGUCAACAAACAACACAAACGGCCCUUUUUAGGGCCACCAAACUUCUCAAAAAGCUUCAAUAUCACUCGAAAAUACGCAAUCUUAGUUUGUUUCUUUAUUACAAUUAUUGUUUAUGUACAACUGUAGCUAUUCCAUUCUCAUAAGCACAAACAACUCACAUGGGGUAAUUAAUAAACACUACAUCAAUUACAUUGCACUCGCAACACAGGCUAAUUCAAUAACAACCAAUUGUAUAAUUACAUUUUAUUUAUUUCCAUCGCUAUGUCACCAGUAUUAAAAACAUAAAUGC